Molecule: messenger RNA, 2043 nt
Organism: Megalopta genalis
Lineage: Eukaryota; Metazoa; Arthropoda; Insecta; Hymenoptera; Halictidae
Product: serine/threonine-protein kinase Nek5
Biological process (GO): protein phosphorylation
Molecular function (GO): protein serine/threonine kinase activity; ATP binding
Source: RefSeq, a predicted model, not a curated record
ACGAUAGACGCAUUAUUCAAUAAGAAUCUUCAUACUUGAAACUUGGUUAAACAACAAUAUAAUUGUAUGUAUCCAAUCAAUUCUGUACUACGCUGAAAACGUAUGUCGAGAACGGACUCGAGUUUCCAUUGUUCUUCUUUUUCGUAUCGUAUAUACUUUUUGUAUUCUUGCGUACGCUUUGUAAUCGUGAUCGAUUCUACAUUUAUAAUGGAGCAACCUAUUGGUAAAAUGGUCAAAUUAGCAUCUCGUUAUCCCGACCUUGUAACUAUAAUCGUAAACGAUAAACGAGUUUAGUUACAAAAACAGCUGUCGAACGAUAGAAUCGAUCGAUAAGAGAAAUUAAAUGAUUAUUUUUUUAGUUCAGCCGAAAGUAUAUACAUAUACAUGUACAUACACUUUGGUAGGAUACGAUACGAUGUUUCAGAAUGUUUGGGUUUGUAGGCAUGUACAUAUGUACACCUAGCGUUGGUACGAAACCAUACACAUUCGUCCAUGUUCGGCAGGUGUAAAUCGUUCGCGUGCCUUCGAUGCUAUUCGUUUUAACGAUCGUAUCGAUUUAUUCUUGUGAAAAAUGUCGAUGCAUAUAAGCGAUUAUGUUUUCGAGACAUUGUUAGGUCGAGGUACUUUUGGAUCCGUUUAUUUGGUGCGAAGAAAGACAAAUUCGAAGCCAUUCGUUGUCAAGGAACAAAUGUUCAAUGCUGCGAAUGCUUUACCCUUUAAGAAUAUAUUAGGGGAAGUGCAGUAUUUACACAAGCUGAGGCAUCCGAAUAUAGUGGCUUAUUAUGGAGCCUGGAUAGAAGACGACCGCUGCUAUAUACUUAUGGAAUACGCGACACGAUGCACUCUGAAGGAUUUGCUGAAUAAGCGGCGAACGCCGCUCACGGAAGGUGACGCGCUGUACCUCUUUUCACAAGUUGUUCUCGGCGUUCAUCACAUACAUUACAAGAAGAUCCUUCAUCGGGACUUGAAGCCGGAGAACAUUAUGCUAACCGGAAGCCGUGGCGACAUCGUGAAAAUCGGUGAUUUCGGAAUAUCGAAAAACUUUCAAGAUAGAUAUUUAAUCGUGCAACGUCGACGAUAUGCUCGCAGAGUAGGAGAUUCAUCGAUAACCUGUCGCGCUGGAUCGUUGUAUUACAUGGCUCCGGAAAUAUUUGAAAGGCAAUGUUACGAUUUCAAAUGCGACAUAUGGAGCAUGGGAGUCGUUCUUUACGAGAUGGUAACAAAGAGACAUCCCUUUCCUGCCACGCUGGAUGAAUUUCAGGAUGCGGCGGAUAUCGUGAAAAUGGUAUGCAAGGAACAACCACGAUCCUUUCGUGGAUACGCAUCGCCGGCUAUCGUUAACUUGAUAUCGAAGAUGUUGAGGAAACUGCCGUUUUCCCGUCCGAAGACGGAUCAAUUGAUGCUAUGCCCCUAUCUCGUUCCUUUCAUCGCUCGAACGUAUUUGAAUCUAGGUCGGGUUCCGUGUACCUUCGGCCAGGAAAAAGGAAUUUGGAAUUCCGAAGUAUUUCUGAAAUUUCUAAAGCCGCUCGACAAACAUAGGACAAUUUGAUCUCGACGAACGUCGAGAAUGUUGAAAAUAUCGAAACGCGUGUCGUGUUUGACCGAUUCUAAAGAAAAGCGAUUCGAACGAUUACGGUUCCGAUCGAACGCGAGAACGCGAGAUCGAGUCUUUCGACGAUACGGCAUCGUCGAACUCUCCGGUUUCGCGUAUCGCGUAUCGCGUAUGUACGUGCUAGGUUGAAAAGCGUAACGACAGGAAGCGAAGACCGGAACUGCGGAAUGCUCGUUUUAUUUCAUCGCAUGCGUACACACGCGCGUCUCGAAAACCGUUCGGCCCGUUCGUCAUUUAGUUGGAAGAACGCGAUCGCGUAGCCGCGCGUUUCAAAUUCGUUUCGCAAAUUUGUUCGGAAAAUACGUCUCGAAUUCGACGGUGGAACGAUGUAGAUGGAAACGUCGACGAUUCCGUGAACGAAUUACAACGCGGUAAACGCGUCGAUGCUCUGCGCGUCGAGAUAAACGAUUUUGAAUAAAGCUACGAAAAAU